AGAAAAUCAAAAGAUGGGAAAUACUGCUAAACAGCAAUUUGCAGAUUAAGAAUACGAUGAUGAAUGGGAGAUUUUGGAGAUAGAGAAGCCUAAGAAAAUUUUAAAUUUGAGGCAAUCAACUUUGAACAAAUCAAUUUUUACAGUGAUAGAUUAUUAGGAACCAAGUUAAUAAAAGGCAAAACCCUUGUUUUCUGGAAAUCAUCCUGAAAAAUAAACGACGAAAUAUAAGAUUUCGAAACGAAUUUAAGAACUCUAACAUAAGAUAGGAGGUGAGACACUUUUUGGUGUAAGAAAAGGACAUGGACCUAUUUAAUUAGGUGAGGAAGGUUAAUCAGAAGUAUAAUAUUAUAUAAUUCUUAGUAAAUCCUUGAAGAUAGACCUAAAUUUCCAAGAAAACAUACUAGGGCUGAAGUAAACUUAAAGAAUCUGCAAUUAGAUUGA
Messenger RNA from Paramecium octaurelia, 441 nucleotides. The record is from the annotation of a GenBank genome assembly. Lineage: Eukaryota; Ciliophora; Oligohymenophorea; Peniculida; Parameciidae.